AUGGAGUUUCCAAGUUUUAUCGAUGAAUUAGAGACGCCAGCGGAGUUCUUUCAAUUUUUCUUUGACGAAGAUUUGAUAAACUUUAUUGUUGAACAAUCGAACAUACUUGCGCUACAAAAAGACAUAAAUAAGCCGGCAAAUAUUACUAAGAGCGAAAUAGAGCAAUUUAUAGGUGAGUUCAGCGUAAACACUGUGGAGAAACUUAGUGAAAAUUUGUUUUCAGGCAUAGUCUUAUACAUGUCUUUGAUGAAAUUACCAUCGUCGAGGCAUUAUUGGGAUACUACAGUUGGCCAAGAAUUUGUACGCACCAUCAUGACUUGCAAUAGAUGGGAAAAUAUUAAACGCUUUUUGCAUUUCAACAACAAUGAGAAUAUGAAAUCGCCAGGUGAAGAUGGAUUUGACAAGCUGUUCAAAGUUCGACCACUUCUAAAUAAAAUCCGUGAAAAUAUACUGCUCAUACCAAAAGAGGAGCAACUGGUUGUGGAUGAGCAAAUAAUUCCCACAAAGUGCCGACAUCAUCUAAAACAAUACAUUCCGGUCAAACCGCACAAAUGGGGUUUCAAGAAUUUUGUUUUAAGUGGAGUUACAGGAUUUAGCUACGAUUUUGAUGUAUUUGCUGGAGCACAAAGUGAUAAACAUCCAGAGGGAUUACCGAAUCUGGGAAUCAGUGGAAAUGUUGUUACAAGGCUAGCAGUCACUGUACCGAGAUAUCAAAAUUAA
Molecule: messenger RNA, 720 nt
Organism: Bactrocera dorsalis (oriental fruit fly)
Lineage: Eukaryota; Metazoa; Arthropoda; Insecta; Diptera; Tephritidae
Product: piggyBac transposable element-derived protein 1-like
Exons: 1
Coding region: 1-720 (239 amino acids)
Source: RefSeq, a predicted model, not a curated record